Dichomitus squalens LYAD-421 SS1 is the source of this 696-nucleotide messenger RNA. RefSeq lists its product as uncharacterized. Gene Ontology annotation, molecular function: protein binding. NCBI's taxonomy places the organism in Eukaryota, Fungi, Basidiomycota, Agaricomycetes, Polyporales, Polyporaceae. The annotation marks the transcript as partial. The record is from RefSeq and is a predicted model, not a curated record. The transcript has 3 exons.
AUGUCCCAUCCCUACUUCGCCCCUCAGUCCGCCGUCGAGCAAAUCAAGCGGCAUCCGAAGUACUACCUCAACGGUGGUGAUGUCCAUUUCUUGGUUGAGAACUAUAUCUACCGUGUACAUCGUUAUUUCUUCGAACGCGAAUCGGCAUGGUUCCGUGAAAAGCUCGGUGCACCCACACCUGCGGGCCAGACUCCCAAGGGCUCGUCGGAUGCCAACCCUUUCCCACUGGAUGAUGUCGCGGCAGACGAUUUCUCCAAGUUUUUAUGGGUAUUCUACAAUCCGAAAUACUCAAUAUACGACGCUACCCUCGACGACUGGAUCGCCAUCUUGAAGCUCGCGUACGACUGGCGAUUCGGCGAAGUAAAAAAGCUCUGCACACGCGAGAUCGAGAAGUUUAUCAUCCAGCCAGUGCCCAAAAUCGAGCUCUACCAGCAGUACGAACUCGACAAGAAGCUCCUUAUCCCCUCCUUCCUCUACCUGUGCAUGCGCGCCGAACCACUCUCUCUCAAGGAGGGUCGGCAGAUCGGUCUCGAGACUGCACUGCUCAUCGCGACCGCGCGCGAGUGUGCUCGCGGCAAGCCGGCGGGCAACGGUGCACGCAGCCCUACGGCCGCGGACCUGGAGGAGGACGAGUUGGUCUCCAUCAUCAAGGAGAUUUUUGGGCUAACCGCCGGGCCCCCUUCUCCCUCCUUGACC